AUGUGUUACGUUGCACGAUAUGUUGUUAAAAAGCAAUUUGGUGUUGAUAAACUGAAAUAUAAUGGUCGUUGUCCUCCAUUUAAUGGUUCUAGCAAUCGUCCCGGUUUAGGUGCUGAUUAUUUUGACUUGUUGGAUUUGGAUGUUGAUCGUGUUUCUAUUUUUGACGGUAAGGAUGUUCACGCUGUCGGUGUUCCCCGCAUCGUGUUGGAGCAUAUCAAGCAGCGCGACGAAGAGUUAUACAAUGCUAUCAUGGAUACCCGUCGUUAUAUCAAUCAAGGCCCUAAUGGUACUCUUCCGAUUCCUCCGGCGUGGUUUCAGCAGACUUCUUCCACCGGUGGUGGUGAGUUUUCUUGGUCUGGUUCUACUUUUAACAACGGUUCUGGUUCAGUUGGUUUUUCUGGUAACGAUCCAUCUUUUCAUGGUACUUAUACGGCUUCCGACGGUAAAAAGUACGAUUAUGUCAAUAGUACCGUCGCAGGGUCUUAUAAUUUGACCCAGGGUUUGAUUGGUAAUCUUUGGGCUUAUAACCCCGGCAAUUCUGGUUUUUCGAUUUCGAUUAACGACCUUCGGAUUGCAACGUUGACGCAGCAGUAUUAUGAAUCUUUGGCCCGCUCCGGCUCCCGUUACGAAGAGGUUUUACAGCAGUUUUUUGGCGUGUCAAAUCCGGAUAGUCGUAUCAAUCAUCCGGAAUAUCUCGGCGGAAAUCGUGUCCGCGUCAAUGUUCGCGAGAUCACUAAUACUGCCCAGUCUGAGGUUGAUUUCCUCGGUGAUCUUGGCGCUCAGAGUGCGACUGCUGAUUCUCAUUUUGACUUCGUCAAGUCGUUUACCGAGCCCGGCUGGCUCUACGGCUUUGUUGUACUCCGCUACGAUCACAGUUAUUCGCAGUCUAUGCCUGCGCAGUUUACGCGCAAGCAUAAGUUUGAUUUUUAUAAUCCCCUUUUUGCUCAGAUUGGCGAACAGCCCGUUUACGACCGUGAAAUCUACGCUUCCAAAGCCACGCUUGAAAAUGAUUCCAUUUUUGGUUAUCAGGAAGCCUGGGCUUCUUAUAGGUACGGCCAAAAUCGUGCAUCUGGUUUCCUUCGGGCUAAUGUUACUGGCGCUCUUAGUCAUUGGACACUUGGCGAUAAUUAUGCCCAGAAGCCCGUCUUGUCUGAUGCCUGGAUUCGUGAAGAUAAGACCAAUCUUGACCGUGCUCUUGCUGUAACCAGCAACCUUACCCAUCAGGCUUUUGCUGAUUUUUAUUUUGAGACUUAUUGGACUAGGCCCAUGCCCAUGUAUUCCGUACCUGGAGCAAUUGGUGCUUUCUAA
This is a messenger RNA of Cylicocyclus nassatus, 1308 nucleotides long. The record is from the annotation of a GenBank genome assembly. Lineage: Eukaryota; Metazoa; Nematoda; Chromadorea; Rhabditida; Strongylidae.